GGGAAAUAUAGCAAGGGAAUUUGUGUUUAGGAAGUUGGGGUGCACCAAAGUUUUCCAGGACCCACAAGAUUUUAAAGAGGUUUCGUCCCUGAGAAAAGGGAGGGAGUGGGACCUCAUCUAAAACAGCCACUUUUAUAUGUUUUCUUGUGGUUGUGGGUGCAGUUAUCUGGAGUUGUAUUGUUCCUGGUGUUACCGGGGACGCCUCAGGAUCCCCCUCAGCCCCUGGAGGUCCCCGGACACCGGUUUUUAGAGCCAAGCACCGUGUGGUUGUUUUCUCAAACGAUCUUCGCGGAUCCGCCCAGGAAGUGGCAGACAGAGCAGCAGAGAGAGCACCGAGCAGGCAAAGACACAACCCGAGGCAAAAGUGUAACGUCAUCGUCUCACAACUUAUCAGAAAAGUUGUGAAAUUACAACUUUUAACCACCAAGAGUUUCUCCGUGUUUCAUUUGAGUGAACGCACUUCCCCCUUAAGACUGGACAGACUAUCUGCGGUGGACGUUGGCGGUUCGCUUGAUUAAGUUAACAUGGGGGAUGAAUGGCGGGGUUUUAUCUAAUUUCGUCAGUGCCCUGUGAGAAAAUUUGGAUUUUCCCGAGAGUUUUAGCUAAACUGAGACGUUAACUUGAGCGGAAGGAGGGUUUUAGCUUCGUGAGCUAACAGUACUUUUCUUUUGUCUUUAUUUUACCCUCUCUGGAUCCGGUUAUCAUGACGCCUGACCUCCUGAACUUCAAGAAGGGAUGGAUGUCCAAACUGGACGACAGUGGAGAGUGGAAGAAGCAUUGGUUUGUCUUGACUGAUGCUGGACUGAAGUACUACAGAGACUCGAGUGCAGAGGAGAAAGAUGACUUGGACGGGGAGAUUGACCUUAAAUCGUGCGUGAAGGUGUGUGAGUUUGAUGUGGAGAAGAACUAUGGGUUUCAGGUACAGACGCGGGACGCCGCAUUCACACUGUCUGCCAUGACAGCUGGGAUCAGGCGGAAUUGGAUAGAGGUUUUAAAGAAGUGUAUACGGCCCAGCAGCUCUCCAGACCUCACACAAUUACCUGACAGCAGCAGCGACAAGGAAAACUCCCACUCUCGCUUUCAGCUGUCGUCCCGUCGCCCAUCAUCACGUCAUGCUGACAUUCAGUCAGAUGCUCCAACCUCAGCUCCUCCCACUCAUCGUAGAUUUGACUAUGUCGAACUGUCCCCUGUACCUGCCUCAUCUGGCCCCCUUCCAGCCACCCAGAGAGAAGCAGCAGAGGGACAAGGGAGAGAGCACAGCCAGUGGCAGGAGGAGAGGAACACAAGCAGCCAGUGGGAGGCUGUGCUGUCCAGGAAGGGCACGGGCGUGGGAUCGAACCAAAGGCUACGCACGGAGGACGAAAUAGAGAAAAAGUGGGCUGAGUUUGAGCGCAUGCCGUUAAAGGAGAUGAGCUCCUUACCACCAAUGGGAUCACGGUCUUCCAGCCAGUCAGCCAAUGAGGCGCUGCAGAGGGAGGUAGUGGCGUCACUGAGGCAGCAGCUGGAGCAACUUCAAGGAGGAGGAGGGGGAGGGAAAUGGGGAGGAGGUGUGAGGGGUGGCUGUGGCCCUGAGGCCCCCUGUGGCCGCAGCCUGGCGGCCAUGGACCGUGCUCAUCGACAGGCGCUGGAGGAGCUGCAGAGGCAGCACGACCGCCAAAUCAAGGAGCUGGAGGCCGAGAAGGACAGGCUGCUGCUGGAGGAGACCCAGGACACCGCACGAGUAAUGGAGGCUUUGAAGAAGAAACACAAAGAGGAGCUGGAGAGAGAGGUGGAGAGAGUCAAAAGGCUAAGCAGUGGGGUGCUCGAUUCACAGAGUCUGCGGGCCCAACAACAGGCAGAGACUCAGGCUUUGCAGAGAGAGCUGGCCGGACUGUCUGAGCGCUACUCUCAGAAGUGUCUGGAGCUAAACCGAGCCGAGCAGAACAACGCUGGGAGGGAGCGGGAGAUCAGCCGCAAGGAGAGAGACAUGGAGCAGCUGAGGAAAGACAACCAGGACUUAAAGGCCCGUUUGGCGGAGGAGAUCAGUCGCGCACGAUCUGCCAUCACAGAUGACAACAAAGGCUCGCCCUGUGAACUAGAGGUUCUUCUCAGGGUGAAAGACAACGAGAUAGAGUACUUACACAAGGAGAUCAGCUGUCUAAGGAACGAGCUGCAGUUUCUUAACACGGAGAAACGGCUGGCCUGUGAACGAUACACGGAGGUGCACGAGGAGCUAAGUGGGAUGAAGGGCCGGAGCGAGCGAGAGAUCCAGAGUCUAAAGGAGCACUUGAGACUGGCCAUGGCUGCUCUGCAGGAAGGGCAGAAGCUGGGAAACAGCCUGGACCACUGAGAGUCUGCUGCUGGUACUAACGCUCAGGCAGACACAGUGACAGGUGUGUCUGCUCCACCGUGACUGAAUCAAAGAGGAUUACAGGAGAGCAGAGGAGAUGACUGUUGGACUUGUACAGUUCCGGCUGUGUGGGGACCAUGAUAGUGCCUUAGUUUUCAAUCAUUCUGCCAACGAGCAGCAUAGAGUAGCUAUUAGCCGGGGUUUAUUACACUGGGCCACACGUUAUAUAAAACUGCACUUUUUAUUUUUUAUUUUGGCUUUGCUUUGAGUGCAAGCAUGUAUGAGUGCGCAUUUGGUCUGAAAACUGGAAUAUUUGUCGAGUGGCAUGUUUUCUUUUUUUAUCAGGUUUGUAGAUACAGACUGUAUCAGCUUUUUUUUUUUUUUUUUUUUUUUAAUA
Epinephelus fuscoguttatus (brown-marbled grouper) is the source of this 2726-nucleotide messenger RNA. RefSeq names its product TRIO and F-actin binding protein b (gene triobpb). The record is from RefSeq and is a predicted model, not a curated record. The transcript is spliced from 13 exons. The coding region runs from base 704 to 2329 and encodes 541 amino acids. Gene Ontology annotation, molecular function: actin filament binding. Gene Ontology annotation, cellular component: actin cytoskeleton. Gene Ontology annotation, biological process: actin filament organization; positive regulation of substrate adhesion-dependent cell spreading. NCBI's taxonomy places the organism in Eukaryota, Metazoa, Chordata, Actinopteri, Perciformes, Serranidae.